AUGGGCUCCCACGCAAUGUUCACUGUGAGCGUGAAGCACACUGAGAUCAUAACCGCGGCAUCACCGGUACAAAACUUUUGGCUACCCAUGUCGAACCUAGACAUACUCAUACCACCAUUAGAUGUGGGAGUGUUCUUCUCCUACAAAAAACCAAUUCCUAGUGAGAACUAUAUUAACUUGAUUAAAGAAUCACUUGCAUUAGUACUUGUCACAUUUUAUCCUCUAGCUGGAGAAAUUGUCCAAAACAAGCUAGGUGAGCCAGAAAUUCUCUGCAAUAACCAUGGCGUUGAAUUUGUUCACGCUUUUACUGAUUUGGAACUUGUAGAUCUUGAUCUUUACCACCCUGAUGAUUCUGUUGAGGGUAAACUAGUACCGGUUAAGACUAAAGGUGUUCUUUCUGUUCAGGCAACCGAGUUCAAGUGUGGAGGGCUAGUAAUUGGAUGCACAUUUGAUCAUAGAUUAGCGGAUGCACACUCCAUGAACAUGUUCUUGAAUUCAUGGACAAAUGUUGCACGGUCUAAACCAAUAUCUUGCAUUCCAUCUUUCAGGCGUUCCAUGCUCUACCCUCGACGUCCACCACACAUAAACGCCUUCUACAAUACCUUGUAUGUGCCUUUCUCCUCUCUCCCUCCACCACGACCGUCAUCCCAAACAAAUCCUCUAAUAAGUAGAAUUUACUACAUAAAGGCCGAUGACAUCAACAAUAUUCAAAUGGAGUCAAGUUCGGAUGGAAAUCCACAAAGCAAACUAAUAUCAUUUACCUCUUUUCUAUGGAAGAUGAUCGCAAAAAGUGACAAAGAAUCCAAGAUUUGCAGGAUUGGCGUAGUAGUGGAUGGCCGAGAAAGACUAAGUGAUGACAAUCUUGAAGAUCUCUCCUUGUCAAACAUUAAUAAUUCUUUAACAAUGAAAACAUAUUUUGGAAAUGUACUUUCUGUUCCAUAUUGUGAGGCGAAUUCAGGUCAUCUUCAACGAAUGCCAUUAAGAGAGGUGGCCAAGAUGGUUCUUAAGUGUGUAACAAAUGCAUGUACCAAGGAACAUUUCAAGGGACUUAUCGAUUGGGUGGAGGUACAUCGACCUGAGACAGCAGUAACAAAAAUCUACACUGAAAUGGGCAACAACUAUGGGCCAGCAGUCGUGGUGUCAUCUGGGAUGCGUUUAGAUUUUGAAACGAUUGAUUUUGGUUGGGGUAAGCCGCGGUUUGCUUCAUAUCACUUCCCAUGGGGUGGGCAAACUGGAUAUGUAAUGCCGAUGCCUAGUGUUGCAAAGAAUGAAGAUUGGAUUGUGUAUAUGCAUCUCCUUCCAAAGCAUUUGGAUUUGGUUGAGGCUAUAGGAGACGUCUUCAGGCCUUUAACUUCAAAUUACCUCGACUUCUAG
Erigeron canadensis is the source of this 1374-nucleotide messenger RNA. Its product is annotated as coniferyl alcohol acyltransferase-like. The coding region runs from base 1 to 1374 and encodes 457 amino acids. The transcript is spliced from 2 exons. Lineage: Eukaryota; Viridiplantae; Streptophyta; Magnoliopsida; Asterales; Asteraceae. Gene Ontology annotation, molecular function: acyltransferase activity, transferring groups other than amino-acyl groups. The record is from RefSeq and is a predicted model, not a curated record.